Messenger RNA from Pararge aegeria (speckled wood butterfly), 1440 nucleotides. RefSeq lists its product as uncharacterized. The record is from RefSeq and is a predicted model, not a curated record. The coding region runs from base 1 to 1440 and encodes 479 amino acids. NCBI's taxonomy places the organism in Eukaryota, Metazoa, Arthropoda, Insecta, Lepidoptera, Nymphalidae. The transcript has a single exon.
AUGGCUGGUUGCCUUGCUUUCAGCCUAGCUGUCUGCUUUGCUGUCAGCCUAGCUGUCUGCUUUGUUGUCAGCCUAGCUGUCUGCUUUGCUGUCAGCCUAGCUGUCUGCCUAGCUGGUUGCCUGGCUGGCUGCCUCAUUUACUGCUAUGCAGUCUGCCAAGCUGGCUGCCUAGCUUUCAGCCUAGCUGUCUGCCUAGCUAUUUACCUGGCUGGCUGCCUAACUGGCUGCCUGGCUGGCUGCCUGGAUGGCUGCUUUGCUGUCAGCCUAGCUGUCUGCCUAGCUGGUUGCCUGACUGGCUGCCUAGCUUUCAGCCUAGCUGUCUGCCAGGCUGGCUGCUUUGCUGUCAGCCUAGCUGUUUGCCUAGCUGGUUGCCUGGCUGGCUGCUAUGCUGGCUGCCAGGCUGACUGCCUUGUUGUCAGCCAAGCUGUCUGCCUAGCUGGUUGCCUGGCUGGCUGCCUAGCUGGAUGCUUUGCUGUGAGCCUAGCUGUCUGCCUAGCUGGUUGCCUGGCUGGCUGCCUCACUAGCCGCUAUGCGGUCUGCCAGGCUGACUGCCUAGCUUUCAGCCUAGCUGUCUACCUGGCUGUUUGCCUGGGUGUUUGCAUGGCUGGCUGCUAUGCUGUCUGCCAGGCUGGCUGCCAGGCUGACUACCUUGCUUUCAGCCUAGCUGUCUGCCUAACUGUUUGCCUAGCUGGUUGCCUGGCUGGCUGCCUCAUUUACUGCUAUGCAGUCUGCCAAGCUGGCUGCCUAGCUUUCAGCCUAGCUGACUGCCUAGCUAUUUACCUGGCUGGCUGCCUAACUGGCUGCCUGGCUGGUUGCCUGACUGGCUGCCUAGCUUUCAGCCUAGCUGUCUGCCAGGCUGGCUACUUUGCUGUCAGCCUAGCUGUUUGCCUAGCUGGUUGCCUGGCUGGCUGCUAUGCUGGCUGCCAGGCUGACUGCCUUGUUGUCAGCCAAGCUGUCUGCCUAGCUGAUUGCCUGGCUGGCUGCCUCACUAGCCGCUAUGCGGUCUGCCAGGCUGGCUGCCAGGCUGACUGCCUAGCUUUCAGCCUAGCUGUCUACCUGGCUGUUUGCCUGGGUGUUUGCAUGGCUGGCUGCUAUGCUGUCUGCCAGGCUGGCUGCCAGGCUGACUACCUUGCUUUCAGCCUAGCUGUCUGCCUAGCUGUUUGCCUAGCUGGUUGCCUGGCUGGCUGCUUUGCUGUCAGCCUAGCUGUUUGCCUAGCUGGUUGCCUGGCUGGCUGCUAUGCUGUCUGCCAGGCUGGCUGCCAGGCUGACUGCCUAGCUUUCAGCCUAGCUGUCUGCCUAGCUGGUUGCCUGGCUGGCUCCCUAACUAGCUGCUUUGUUGUCUGCCAGGCUGGGUUCCAAGCUGACUGUCAGGCUGACUGCCUAGUUUUCAGCCAAGCUGGCUGCCUAGCUGGUUGCCUGGCCGGCUGCCUCACUAGCUGA